Molecule: messenger RNA, 1185 nt
Organism: Maudiozyma saulgeensis
Lineage: Eukaryota; Fungi; Ascomycota; Saccharomycetes; Saccharomycetales; Saccharomycetaceae
Source: the annotation of a GenBank genome assembly
AUGAAGAUUUCUGCUACCAAAUUAACUACUGCCCUAAUGGGUGCUUCUGUUGUCGCUGCUUUACCUCAUGCUGACAUCAACGUCGACGAAUGUACCACUACCGUUGCUGCUUCUCACCACCACAACAAGAGAGCCAUCGCUGUUGAAUACGUCUACGAAACUGUCAUUGUUGAUUCUAACGGUAACACCAUCUCUGGUCUAACCGCUCAAUCCACUGCCACUGCUUUCGCUAAGACUGCUUCCACCGGUGCCACCACCACUUUAGCUCCAACUACCUCCAAGACUGCUGCCACUGCUUCCACCUCCACUGCUUCCACCUCCACUGCUGCCGCUUCCACUGCCGCUGCUUCUUCUUCUUCUACUGGCGGUAUCUACGGUGACUUAGCCUCUUUUGUUGCCCCAUCUGAAGCCUUUGAAGAUGGUACUAUUGCUUGUAGCUCUUUCCCAUCCGGUCAAGGUGUUAUUUCCGUCUCCUGGAUGAACCAAAACGGUUGGACUGGUAUUGAAAACACUGACACCUCCACUGGUGGUUCUUGUGCUGAAGGUUCUUACUGUUCUUACGCUUGUCAACCAGGUAUGUCUAAGACCCAAUGGCCAAGUGAACAACCAGCUGAUGGUAGAUCCAUUGGUGGUUUACUAUGUAAAGGUGGUUACUUAUACCGUACUAACACUGACACCGAUUACUUAUGUGAAUGGGGUGCCGACACUGCUGAAGUUGUCUCUGAAAUCUCUGAAGGUGUUGCCAUCUGUAGAACUGAUUACCCAGGUACUGAAAACAUGGUCAUUCCAACUUAUGUUGAAGCUGGUUCCACUUUACCAUUAACUGUUGUCGACGAAGACACUUACUACAAGUGGGAAGGUAAGCUAACUUCUGCUCAAUACUACGUUAACAAUGCCGGUGUUUCUGCUGAAGAUGGUUGUAUCUGGGGUACUGAAGGUUCCGGUAUCGGUAACUGGGCUCCAUUAAACUUUGGUGCUGGUUACACUGACGGUAUCAGUUACUUGUCCUUAAUUCCAAAUCCAAACAACAAUACUCCAUUAAACUUCAACGUUAAGAUUGUUGCUGCUGAUGACAACUCCGUUGUUAACGGUGAAUGUUACUACGAAAACGGUAGUUUCUCCGGUAGUUCAGACGGUUGUACCGUUGCUGUUACUUCUGGUAAGGCUAAGUUUGUCUUGUAUUAA